Molecule: messenger RNA, 1327 nt
Organism: Aureobasidium subglaciale EXF-2481
Lineage: Eukaryota; Fungi; Ascomycota; Dothideomycetes; Dothideales; Saccotheciaceae
Exons: 2
Coding region: 217-948 (243 amino acids)
Molecular function (GO): hydrolase activity
Source: RefSeq, a predicted model, not a curated record
AGCUCCAAACAGAGCAGGUGGGGCAGACAGCACUACGCAACCAUCGCCCUCCAGAGCUCCGAGACGGGAUAAAUAAUUUGUAAGGCAGGCAAAACGGACCCUCAAUCUACGGAGAUAGAGACAUAUAAGUUAAUUGCCGUGCCCCUCUGACUUCAAUUGACUCUUUUAUCUCUCUUUCCUAUACUCAACACCCAUACUCACAUCACAACCGCAAUCAUGUCUAGCUGCUGCAAGGAAGGCUUCAAGUGGAACGGCACCUCUGUCGGCAAGGAGACCAAGCUCGGCAAGAACGACGUCUACGUCACCGGCGACAACAAGGAUGCCGCCGUCCUCAUCAUCUGCGACGUCUUUGGCUGGAAGCUGCCCAAUGUCCGUCUGCUCGCCGACCACUACGCAAAGGAGGCCGAUGUGACCGUCUACGUCCCCGACUACUUCGAUGGCGAAGUCGUCGACGAAGACGCCCUGUCCAACCCCGAGAAGCGCGAAAAGUUCGACGUCAUGGCCUUCAUCGGUCGCAACAGCAAGGAAAUCCGCUGGCCCGAAAUCGUCGCAAACGCAAAGGAGCUCAAGUCAAACUACAAGAAGGUCGGCGCCAUCGGUUUCUGCUACGGCGCCUGGGCCGUCCUGCGUCUGGGUUCCAAGGACGAGCCUCUGAUUGAUUCCGCAUCCGUCGCUCAUCCUUCCCUGCUCGAGGAAAAGGAGAUUGCAAACAUUGGCGUUCCUGCUCAGUUCUUGAGUCCUGAGACUGAUCCUAUGUUUACUCCUGAGUUGAAGGAGUUUACGCUCAAGACUUUGCCUACUCUGGGUGUUCCGUUCAACUAUGACUACUACCCUGGUCUAGUUCACGGUUUCGCUACUCGUGGUGAUCAGAGUGACCCCAAGCAGAAGGAGGGUCUGGAGAGAGCCAAGAACUCUGCUGUUUACUGGUUCAAGCAGUACUUGCACUAGAUUGUGCACCUUGGCUGAGUUCUAGAGUUUAGUGUAUAUACCCCUGCAUGCUCAGAAGCUGUCGCUUGAGAUGCAAAUGAAUGAGAUGAAGUCACCCUACGUCUCUCGCCUACCCCACCUCCGCCGGUGUAUUUUCCAAUCGUGUUCAUCAACGUCUUGAUCACAUUGAGCCGCCUAUUGUACUACAAGAGAUAGUCCUCCCCUCCCGAUUCGUGCCUUCGGUAUCAAGCUUCUUGCGAAGCACUUGCUCAGGGGAACCGCGAUGCCUUUCUUGUGGAGUUUGAAUUGCUCAACCAGGCUCUCAGGAAGCAUUGGGUAGUUUUCCUUGUCCCUACGGAUCGCAUUCUCCAUAUCUGUGAGUGGAGCUUCGAGAAGUGUG